This is a messenger RNA of Microthlaspi erraticum, 603 nucleotides long. The record is from the annotation of a GenBank genome assembly. NCBI's taxonomy places the organism in Eukaryota, Viridiplantae, Streptophyta, Magnoliopsida, Brassicales, Brassicaceae.
AUGACUUCUUCAAUCCAUGAGCUUUCUGAUAACAUUGGAAGUCACGAGAAGCAAGAACAGAGAGAUUCUCAAAUCCAAAUCCAAAUCCAACCACCAAUUCCUCCAGGAAGAAAUUCUGAAUCACUUGCAACCACUUUAGUCUACUCGGAACAGCUUCCUCACUCCAUGGCACCUGGACACUACCCAUAUCCAGAUCCUUACUACAGAAGCGUCUUUGCACCACAUAGUGACGCACAAGCGUAUCCUCCACGGCCUUAUGCUGGGGUACAUUUACAGUUGAUGGGAGUGCAGCAACAAGGUGUUCCUUUACCAUCUGAUGCAGUUGAGGAACCUGUUUUUGUCAACGCAAAGCAAUACCAUGGAAUACUGAGACGAAGGCAAUCUAGAGCCAAACUUGAAUCUCAGAAUAAAGUUGUCAAGUCACGUAAGCCGUAUUUGCAUGAAUCUCGGCAUUUGCAUGCGAUAAGACGACCAAGAGGGUGUGGCGGUCGGUUUCUUAAUGCCAAGAAGGAAGACGAGCAUCACCAAGACACUCAUCAUGAAGAAAACUCCAACCUUAGGUCUGGUCAAUCCGCCAUGGCUGCUUCUAGUGGUACAUCUUGA